UACAGCAGGCGGCGCUGUGCAGCUCCACAACCUCCAACAUUAACACGAGAACAAGCCUUCUGCCUGAUGAAUGAUGGGGUCACGCUUGAAGGUGCUGCGGCUGUUCAAAGAUCUGCAUAAGACCAGAAGCUGUGUUUUUAGAGAUGAUGACCGAGCUCUGACAGCUGCCAGGUUAAAAAUAAAUGAAGAAUUCAAAAAAAACAAGAAUGAAACAUCAGAGGAGAAUAUUAAAGAGAUGCUUAAAAUGGCCCGAGCGGUUGAGACCAUCCUUCGUGAAAAUGUGAUACAGGGAGAGCAUGUGGAGGAAAAUAAAGUCUUGUUACGGCCCCGCGAGAGUCUCCUGCUGGACAAUGUACCUUACUCUGAUACACCCAGAAACAAGACAUGACCCUGAUUUACUGUCAUUGAUACGGCUCUGUUUUCUCCUGCGGUUCUCAUAUGUGACAAAGAGCAAGACACAUUAAUGCAGCCCACUCAAUUAUCACCCAUUUUACACAGUGGCCAUAAUAACAUAACUUUAAUAACCUGUACAGUAUGUUUGUUCAGCGCUGAUGUGAUUGAGUUCAAUUAAAUGCAAUGAAUUGCCACACUGUAAAUAGUAUUUGUUUGGUAUAUUGUGUUGAAUAAAU
Sinocyclocheilus rhinocerous is the source of this 629-nucleotide messenger RNA. RefSeq names its product LYR motif containing 7 (gene lyrm7). Gene Ontology annotation, biological process: mitochondrial respiratory chain complex III assembly. Gene Ontology annotation, cellular component: mitochondrial matrix. The transcript has 5 exons. The coding region runs from base 71 to 388 and encodes 105 amino acids. The record is from RefSeq and is a predicted model, not a curated record. NCBI's taxonomy places the organism in Eukaryota, Metazoa, Chordata, Actinopteri, Cypriniformes, Cyprinidae. Gene Ontology annotation, molecular function: protein folding chaperone.